This is a messenger RNA of Pezoporus occidentalis (night parrot), 1822 nucleotides long. RefSeq names its product inter-alpha-trypsin inhibitor heavy chain 5 (gene ITIH5). The transcript is spliced from 10 exons. The annotation marks the transcript as partial. NCBI's taxonomy places the organism in Eukaryota, Metazoa, Chordata, Aves, Psittaciformes, Psittacidae. The record is from RefSeq and is a predicted model, not a curated record.
CAGCGCAGGCAGCAGCGGGGCUUGCCUGCACCCGCAGGGCAGGAGCCCCGGCCGGCGCUCCCCCUCCACCAUGAUCCUUUGGCUGUGGCUCUGCUGCGGCUUCCCCAUCUCGGCGGGGCAGCCCGACUCGGAGCUGAUGGCGAGGUACCUGGAGCAGAAGCUGAUGGCAGACUACAGCAUCAUGGAGCAAGUCGCACGCCGUGUCCCACGACAGGCCAAGUUCCUGCAGAGGCUGGAAACCAGGCCUCGGAUGUCUGAGUUCAGUGUGAAAUCCACAAUCAUUUCUCGCUAUGCUUUCACCACGGUGUCCUGCACCAUGGUGAACAGCGGAUCUGAGGCACGAGAGGCUGUGUUUGAGAUGCAGAUCCCUGCCCCGGCUUUCAUCUCCAACUUUACCAUGAUCAUUGGCAACAGGACUUAUUAUGGGGAGGUCACAGGCAAAGAAAAGAAACACAGCAGUGAUGACAAAGCACGGCCCAGGAAAGCUCUGAACUCCACAGAAGGAAGGGAGAAUGGCUAUGAGACAUUCAAAGCUUCUGUCUUCAUUCCUCGCAAGAUGCAGGCCAAGUUCCUACUGCAUUAUGAAGAGCUUUUGCAAAGGAGACUGGGGAAAUAUGAGUACACGGUCAGCAUCCGGCCCCAGCAGCUGGUAGGGAGGUUACGAGUGGAGGUGAACAUCCUGGAGAAGUCAGGAAUAGUCUCACUGGAAGUGCCUCCCCUGCGGAACAGCAAGCACAAAGGCAAUGGGAAAGUUGAAGGUGAUGUUUCUCCUCCUCCUUCUACUGUAAUUGGACAUACGAAAACCUUGGCUAAAGUGACAUUCAAUCCCAGUGUUGUUGAGCAAACCAGGAUCGCCCGAAAUGGCAUUUUGGGAGACUUCAUCAUUAGAUACGAUGUCAACAGGGAGCUGAGUGUUGGGGACGUUCAGAUUCUUAAUGGGUAUUUCGUGCACUACUUCGCCCCCACAGAUCUUCCUCCAUUGCCCAAGAACGUUGUAUUUGUGCUUGACAGCAGUGCUUCCAUGGUGGGAACGAAACUGAAACAGACCAAAGAAGCUCUCUUCACAAUCCUCCAGGACCUAAGGCCUGAAGACCACUUCAAUAUCAUUGGCUUUUCCAACCGAAUAAAGGUCUGGCAGCAAGACCGGCUGGUGCCAGUUACUCCAAAUAACAUAAGAGAUGCCAAAAAGUACAUUCAUAACAUGUCACCUACUGGAGGGACUAAUAUUAAUGGUGCUCUCCAGACUGGUGCAAAGCUGCUGAAUGACUACAUUGCUCAGAAUGACAUUGACGCCAGGAGUGUCUCUCUGAUCAUCUUCCUCACGGAUGGGAGGCCCACUGUUGGGGAAACACAGUCAUUAAAAAUCCUCAGCAACACCAAGGAUGCCAUCCGCGAUAAAUUCUGCCUCUUCACCAUCGGUAUCGGCAAUGACGUGGACCACAAGCUGCUGGAGAGGAUGGCACUGGAGAACUGCGGCAUGACACGGCAUUUCCAGGAGGAUGAGGAUGCAGCCAGCCACCUCAAAGGGUUCUAUGAUGAAAUAGGAACUCCUCUUCUCUCCGAUAUCCGUGUUGACUACCCUGAAGACAACGUGGAGCAAGUCACCCAGAACUUCUUCCCUAACUACUUUAAUGGCUCUGAAAUCAUCAUAGCUGGCAAACUCAUCAACCGCACCUCAGAUAGUCUCCAUGUGGAGGUGACUGCUAGCAACUCCAAGAAGUACAUCCUCCUCAAGAAAGAUGUGGCUAUUGACCUGCCAAGCAGGAAUGAUAUCAGAGGUGUCCCUGGCUUGGAAGAUGACAAAGGUGAUAUAAAUUACAUU